AUCGAGAGCUGACACACCGGAGCCAGAGUUGGUAGACUUUCAAGAACCUUCAGAAUCUUGUGGAACUGAUAAAAAUGAAAUCUUUGACAAUCAAAUUCCAUUUAUUGAAUAUGACGAAGAUUGUGAUUACUGCUGGCCACCACUGGAAGUACCAAAUAGUUGCCAUGGAGACAUGGAAAUAGAAAGUCAGAAUGUUGCAUGGCAAAGUGAAAGCCACGUCAUCGAUAACCACGCAAUGCGGGAGGAAUGGACGUACAGUGGCCAUUUAUUAGAAUGUUGGUUAAACGGAGUCGAACGAAACGAGAUGUGCCUUGAAUCUAUUAAUUGCCCAAGUGAUGUCAUCGCUUCAUCCCAGACAUGGUUUUUAGAUUAUAUUAAUGACGUAACGACAAGAUCAGAUCCAUACAAGGUGACAUCACCGCCUGUAUAUGCAAAUGAUCAGAAUAUACUCGAAUCUUGUUGUUGCCUAGCAACACUGAGAGAACAACCUGGAUCCGUUGAGUUUGAAUUUGGCGAAUUUGAAGAGAUGGAGACGAAUGAACGCCGACCAUGUCCGUAUUGUGGGAAAGAAGAGAACACGACGACUACGAUUACCCCUGAACUACAAAGUUGUGAAUCAGAAAGAAUAAACGACUUGUGGGAUGACAGUACCUGGAAAUGGAUGAAACGAGGAAUUGGAUGA
Molecule: messenger RNA, 682 nt
Organism: Saccoglossus kowalevskii
Lineage: Eukaryota; Metazoa; Hemichordata; Enteropneusta; Harrimaniidae
Source: RefSeq, a predicted model, not a curated record